Molecule: messenger RNA, 4709 nt
Organism: Rhopalosiphum maidis (corn leaf aphid)
Lineage: Eukaryota; Metazoa; Arthropoda; Insecta; Hemiptera; Aphididae
Gene: Unr
Product: cold shock domain-containing protein E1
Exons: 13
Coding region: 757-3582 (941 amino acids)
Molecular function (GO): nucleic acid binding
Source: RefSeq, a predicted model, not a curated record
CGAAAACAUGUCAUCAAUGCUCUGCUGUGCCGUGCUUUCAAAACUAGGCUAAAUUAGUUUUAGUCUUAAAAUCACAACUAAUAAAUUAAAAAUUAGAAAAAAAAAGUAAUACUUAAAUAUUAAAAACAAAAUUUCUUACAUCAACUUUAUUCUCUUCUUCGCUGUACGUUCCUUCAACUGUUAGUCAUCUGAGAAAACGACAUACUGCAACAUUACCAGCAAGCAUUGUGACAACUAUCAACUGAGAAAUCUUCUUUUAUUGUUUAAAUAAUAUUUAAUUGAAACGUGUGCUGUGUAUUGUAAUGAACCAACCGAAUACUUUAGAACUGUCUAUUUUAUAAAAAUUAUUAUUAGAUUUUUAAAGUAGGCUAGAUAUCUUUUUAUUAUUUAUUAAGUUUUUUUUUUUGUCUAAGUUAAGAAGAAAGAGUUUUAUGUAACAACCAUAAUUAUUUGUGUUCAAACGUAAAACAUUUAGGAAAGUCGCUUGACUUAGUCGAGUGCCUUUUUUAGUUUUUAAAAAUAUUACUGUGAUAUUGAUUUUAAUGGUAAUAAUGUAUUAUAAUAUAUAAUUUAACGUUAGGAUAAUACAUUAGAUUAUAUAUAUAUAUUUAUAUUAUAUAUAUAUAAGCAAAGAAACCAACCCCUUUCCCCAUUCUCCUACUCCCUUAAAAAUAACUUUAUAUAUAUAUAUAUUAAACAUUGUAUGGUCUUAAUAAUUAAGUAUAUAAACAAAUAACUCAAGAAUUUAAAACUAGUAUGUCUAACAACUCCCAGUGGAAUCUGUUUCAAUCAAAUAUGUUGAACGGUAGCGAUUCUUCUAUGAUUAACUUUAAAACUCUCUCGGCAUUAACAAAUUUAAACAAUUACCCAUCAUCGAGAUCUUCAAAUCAUUCACCACCAAACUAUAAUUCACAGUCAAGUCAAAAUUUCCCUAUGCCAUCACAAUAUCAGUCAUCGCAAUUUCAUCAAAAGGAUUCUUCAAUGAAUAAUAUGUUUAACAAUGGACUACAGUCAUCAAACUUUGAUGUAUUCUCGUCUGAUAACACUGCACCUGUAAGUCGGUAUCCUCCGGCUGGCAACGAUAUUUUUGGUGGACAUGACACGGCUACUGCGAGCAGUUCGAACAAUUCAAAUUUUUCGAAUGAAUCAUUUGGUAACAAUCAAGGUGUUAGGGAAACUGGAAUUAUAGAGAAACUUUUGCAUUCUUAUGGAUUUAUUCAAUGUUGUGAACGUCAGGCAAGAUUAUUCUUUCAUUUCAGUCAAUUUAGUGGCAACAUCGAACAUCUUAAAAUUGGUGAUCCCGUUGAAUUUGAAAUGACUUAUGACAGAAGAACUGGUAAACCCAUUGCUAGCACUGUUACAAAAAUUGCUCCUGAAGUGGUAUUAAGUGAAGAAAGAGUAACUGGUGUAGUAACAACAGAAUUGAGAACUGAAGGUUCGGGCGGUGAUACGCAAGGUCGAAUUAGUUAUGAAAAUCGAGGAGAGUGUUUCUUUCUCCCUUACAAUAAAGAUGAUGUUGAAGGUAAUGUCACCCUUAGAACUGGUGAUCAAGUAAGCUUUCAAAUCGCAACAAAUCAAAGGGGUAAUUUGGGAGCUACACAUGUCCGCUUAGAAAAUCCAGUACAUCCAGUUAAAUAUCAGGGAGUUGUAUGUUCUAUGAAAGAUGUUUUUGGUUACAUCGAACGAGCUGAUAUUGUUAAAGAAAUCUCAUUUCCAUUUACUGAAUUUAAAGAUUCCUCCAAACCUUUACAGUUGGGUGAUGAUGUAGAAUUCAUAAUACAAACACGGAGUGGAAAGGAAGUUGCGUGUAAUAUUGAACGUUUGCCUCCUGGUUCAGUAAUAUUUGAAGAUAUCGAGGAUACUGUUAUGAAAGGUCAAGUUUUAAAACCUUUAGACAAAACUCCUCAAAACCAUUUGCCAUCUGAACCAUUACCUGGACGUAUACGUUAUAGAGCACCCGAUUAUUCUGAAGUUGAAGUUUCAUUUGGUGAAAAAGAUCAGCAGGGUGAUUUUACAUUGAGACACGGUGAUUGGGUUGAAUUCCGAAUAGCAACCGAUCGACGAGAUCAGUUAAAACGAGCUACUAAUAUUUCAUUAUUACCAGAAUCAUUUGUAGUUUCUGGUGAAAGAAGAGAACUAGGUAUUAUUGCAGUUUUAAAACAAGGAUUUGGAUUUUUACGUUCUGUUGAAAGAGAACCAAAGAUAUAUUUUACUUUCAAUGAAGUUUUGGAUGUUCAAAGAAAAUUGGAAUGUAAUGAUGAAGUUGAAUUUACAGUGGCACAAGAUCCUUCAUCUUCAUUUGGAAAUUCUAGACAGAGUGCCAUACGAAUUAAACACUUGACACGUGGUUCAGUACAAUUUGAAGUACUCAUUGAAGAAGGAUUAGUAGGUAUAGUAACAGUUGUAGCAACGGAGAUAUUUGAACCAUCAAGUCCUUCAAAAACUAAUGCUCACCAGUUUGAUGAGGUUACUUAUGAACCAGGAGUUAUCACUUUGCAUUCAAAUGGUGUUAAGAGAACAAUAUUAUAUAACGUCAAAGACUGCAAUGGCAAAUAUAUACCAAGACAAGGAGAUAAAGUGAGAUUCAAUCUCUAUCAAAUAAAACGCAACAAGGAAUUAAUUGCGAUGAAUAUUCAUUUGGCAUCGACUGCAUCAAACAAUAAUACACGUACAUCCACUGAUGAACAAAAUCGUGCAGACAUCAAAUAUGGUUAUAUUGCUGCCCUUAAAGAUGGUUUUGGAUUUAUUGAAACCAUAGCACUCGAUUCCGAAGUAUUUUUUAGAUAUGCAAAUUUGAAUGAUCCAAAUGCGUCUCUUGAACUUGGUAUGGAAGUAGAGUAUACAUUAAGUACCAGGAAUACAGGAAAUGGUGGGAGCUGUGCAUCGGCUGAAAAUGUUAGAAUUUUACCACCAGGCUCUAUUAGUGACAACUGUGAAUUGCUUCAACCAAAUGUUAUUUUGGAUGGAGUGGUUUCUCGUCCAUUGAGAUCUGUAAAUCCUGAGCAGACAGAAUAUGCUGGUAUAAUACAAGAAGUACCUACAACCGAAGAAGAAAAUAUUUCGCAGUAUGAAUUUGGAAUUAAAGGUUUGAUAAAUAAAAGAGAGUUGUUACAAGUUGGAGAUCCUGUACAAUUUCAAGUAGACUCAAAAAAUAGAGCUGUAAAUAUAAUUGCGAUUAGAAAGAAACAAAGAGCUCAUGUUGACGCUAUUAAAGGAUUAUUUGGUUUUUUAACUCAUGAAGUUGAAGGUGGUAAAAAACUAUUUUUCCAUACAUCUGAAGUAACUGAUGGAAUUAAAUUAAACCAAGGAGAUUUAGUGGAAUUUGUAUUAGUCGUUAAUCAAAGAUCAGGAAAAUCAUCUGGCUGCAAUGUCACUAAAAUCAGUUCUGCAGAAAAUUCUCCGCCUAAACAACCAUCUCAACGUCCAGAACAUUUGAUUAACCGCAUACGCACCAUAUCUGUAAUAGAUGAUGGUUCACCAAAAUUAGUAGUAAUUCGUCAGCCUUUAGGUCCAGACGGAUCAAAAGGGUUUGAUCCAAAUGCUCGUAAACAACACAAUCCAGGGCAGCUUAUUGAAGUAUAAUGCAGUUUCACAUCUUGAGUAAUUAACAUUUGACUACUAUUGACUUAUUUCCCGAUUCAGAAUUCUAUCAUUAUGAUUACAUUACUAUCAAUUUUAUCUUGUAAUAAAUAAUGAACUUCCAACUUGUUGAUUAUAAAAUUACUAGUCUUGGAGAAUAGGUCAUCAACUUAAUUGAACCAAAUGUCUAGCAUUUAAUGUAUUCAAACUAAGUCUUACAAAUGAUUUUUUUUUUUGCAAAUAUUACCUUAUUAAUAUGAUUUUUUUUUUUGUGAAAAACGUAGCAAUAAGAUAACAGGUUAUUAGUUUAAAUAUUUUAUAACAUUUAAUUAAUGUUAGUUAUUAGAAGGCACAUAUAUACACCUUAGCAACUUAGAUAAGUAAUUAAAAAUGUCAAAAAAACAUUUUUUAUUUAAUAAUUUUAAUAUUCCCAAAAACUCCGAUAUAUUUAAAAAUUAACUUCAUUUCUUGUUUUUGAUUUUAAAUGUAAUGACGCUGGUUAUUAAUCAGUGUUCAGCAUGUUAUUAAUUUGUUCAAAAAAAUAUGCUUUUUCACUGCUCAAUCUCAUAUUCAUUAUUAAAAUAACUCUGUUUUUAUCAUCAAUAUAUAUAUAUAUAUAUAUAUCACAGUUCUUGGGUUGUCCUAAUUUCUCUUAUUAAUAAUCUGUAACUUCUUAAAUUUCAAUCACUGAAAUUAAUAUUAUAUAAAUCAUAAAAAAAAAAAAUAAGCAGAUAUCUAUAAAUAUAACGACAUAACAUAUAGUAAUAGUAGUAGUAAAAGAGACUUUCAGUAUAAUAUCUUUAUUUAAAUUUUAAAAUCACGUUCUGUUCCUAACAUAGAUCUCCCUAUUUUCAGCACCGUAUACAUUAAUAAUCUUCCUCCUGCGUUUUAUGUAUAUUUUAUUUUAGUUGGAUGCAUUUAAAAUAAAAUUCACUAAAAAUUCCACUUAUUAAUUUGAGUAAACCGUAUAAAUAUGUUAUUAACAACCUAAAUUGUGCCUUAAAAUUUUACAAAGCUACAAACCACAUCCAUAGUUAAACAAUUUUCUUAUAUAUAUAUGGGAUUUAUAUAUAUUUUAUAUUUUAUUAUUUUUUAAAUAUUUGCAAAUAAUUGAUUACAUAAUUGACUGA